Messenger RNA from Emericellopsis cladophorae, 1827 nucleotides. RefSeq names its product Replication factor A protein-like protein. Lineage: Eukaryota; Fungi; Ascomycota; Sordariomycetes; Hypocreales; Bionectriaceae. The record is from RefSeq and is a predicted model, not a curated record. Gene Ontology annotation, biological process: nucleotide-excision repair; meiotic cell cycle; telomere maintenance via telomerase. Gene Ontology annotation, cellular component: DNA replication factor A complex; nucleus. Gene Ontology annotation, molecular function: single-stranded telomeric DNA binding; damaged DNA binding. Bases 1 to 1827 code for a protein of 608 amino acids. The transcript has 4 exons.
AUGAGCGCCGACGCUGCAUCAGGGGCGCUAUCGCGCGGCGCGUUAGAAAUCAUCUUCAACGAUGCCAGCAAGGCUAGCAAGCUGUUUCCAGUUCCAGUUCUGCAAGUCCUACAAGUCAAGCAGAUGAACCCUUCGGCGCAAGCGGCUGGCGAGCGGUGGAGGCUUGUGGUCUCGGACGGCCAGCACUAUGUGCAGAGCAUGCUCGCCACGGGCGCGAACAAGGUGAUUCACGAGGGCAAGCUUGAGCGAGGGUGCUUGGCGCGCAUCAAGCAGUACCAGCCCAAUAACUUGAAGGGCAAAAACAUUCUCGUCAUCCUGGACAUCGAGGUGUGCGAGGACCUUGGCGUUCACGAGAAGAUUGGCGAGCCGACAGCCAUGGACGCCGCGCCCCAGCCCGCUCCGGCCGCCGACAAUGCGAUAUCCGGCAACGAUUUCUACGGCGCGAAGAAGGAAGAGAGCAAGUCCCAGGUCAAGCAGACCAUGGCCUCACGACCAGCCGCUAGCCAUGGAGGGGCGACGAUACACCCGAUCGAGGGCAUUUCUCCAUUCACACACAAGUGGACUAUCAAGGCCCGAGUCACAGUCAAGUCAGAUAUCAAAACGUGGCACAAGUCAACAGGCGAGGGCAAGCUCUUCAGCGUCAACCUGCUGGAUGAGAGUGGCGAGAUCAAGGCCACCGGAUUCAACGAUCAGUGCGACGCCUUCUACGAUCUCCUCCAGGAAGGCUCCGUCUACUACAUAUCCACUCCCUGCCGGGUGCAGCUUGCAAAGAAGCAGUUCAGCAACCUGCCCAACGACUACGAAAUUACAUUUGAACGUGAGACUGUCAUCGAGAAAGCCGAUGACCAGUCAAGCGUCCCACAGAUGAAGUUCAACUUUUGCAAUAUACAAGCACUGCAAGAUGUGGAGAAGGACAAUACUGUCGAUGUCAUCGGUGUUCUGAAGGAGGUGGGCGAAGUGUCAGAGAUCAUCUCGAAGAAGGAUGGCCGACCGUUCCAGAAGCGAGAGCUCACCCUCGUGGAUGAUACUGGCUACUCCGUUCGUGUCACAGUCUGGGGCAAGAUCGCCAACAAUUUUGAUGCCCAGCCCGAGUCCGUCGUUGCCUUCAAGGGUACUAAGGUAUCCGACUUUGGUGGCAAGAGUCUGAGUCUAUUGUCGUCGGGCACCAUGUCCUUGGACCCAGAUAUUCCUGACGCGCACAAGCUGAAGGGCUGGUACGACUCGGCCGGCCGCACCAACACUUUUGCAUCCCAUCAGAAUAUGGCGAGUAUGGGAGGUGCCACUGGUCGCAAGGACGAGAUCUUGACGAUCCGCAAGGUCAAGGACGACAACCUUGGGCACGACGAGGCCGCGUACUUCUCCAUCAAGGCAACCAUUGUCUUUGCAAAGCAAGAAAGCUUCUCGUACCCUGCUUGUCCGGGAGCGAACUGCAACAACAAAAAGGUGACGCCGCUAGGUGACGGCACCUUUCAGUGCGAGAAGUGCAACAUUGCACACGAGAAGCCCAACCAUCGCUACAUCCUCAGCUUGAACGUUGCGGACUUUACCAACCACCAAUGGCUGACCUGUUUUGAUGAAACGGCCCGCAUUGUCAUGGGCAUGGACGCGAACGAACUAAACGAGAUUCGUGAAAACGAUGAUGUUGCCUUCCAAGAAGUCUUUAAUGCGGCCACACUCAAGAAGUUCCACUUCAGGUGUCGGGCCAAGACCGAUAAUUUUGGCGACACCCCGAGGGUGCGGUACCAGGUUAUGAGUGUGACGCCCAUCGACUUCAAAGCCGAGGGCGAGAGGCUGAAUGGACUCAUCCAACAGCUUGAGGCCAUGUAG